GUUUUCUAAACCUAAAGCUAUGGCGGAGCUCAGCGGAAGCGGUAAGCGUUUCGCACAGUUCCCAUCUGUGGUUACAGAGAAAAGAAGGAAGGUCAUGGAUGAGUUCGAGGAAGCUUGGGCAUUCUCCGUGAGAUUGGAGGAAUGUUUUGGGCAUCUGACAAUGGAGAGCUUAACGAGCAACGAAACGUGGUGCCGGCUGUUGGCUCCGGACAUGAGUAGAAAUUUGGGAGAGUUUGAUUACAUGGGUCGACAGGUGACGAAGGAUCUCAUAGAUUUCGUAUUUCUUAGCGACAGGGAUGAUCAUCCCAGGCUGCGGCUGCCCUUUGCGAAACCUAAGUACAUCACAGGGACACCCGGGUUUGGCAAAACUGUCAGCAUUUGUGCUGGAGUGGGCUUUCUGCUUGUCAAGUCGCACUUGGCAAUCAAGGCCAAACAGCUCAAGGAAACGGAAGGGUUACCACAGAGUGAAGAGAUCAAGCCAGAGGUUACCGUCAAUGUCCCAAGCAACUUGUUGGACGUUCGCGUGAUUCCGCUAGACAUGGGGGCACCGGGUGAACAGGAGAUACCACCAAACAUUACCAGCAAGCAACCAGAGAUUACCAGCAAAGGUGAAGCGAACCAGCUUGCUAAGAGGGAAACGAAGAUGCCAGAUCUUGCGACAUGCCGGUUCUUACUUCUGGCUGGAAACUAUUUCGUGAAGGAUCCGGUGCGAGCAGUAUACAAAGCCUUGGUUUUGGCCUAUAUCCACGAGCCGGCUGUUCACAAGCGACUGAUAGCUGCGAACGAGGACGCCCCAAAGAUGCUUCAUUUCCUACGUACACGGGGGGAGAAAAUCUUCAUUUUCAUUGACGAUGGAAAUGCGAUGGAUGUGAGCAAGGACGAUUCACCGUCUGUAAGCAAUCAGAAGAUGGCUGCACGCGACUUUAUCGAUGAAAUCCCUCUCGAGUGCACCACAGUCAUCUGUGCCUCUGUGAGGAGCUCCUUGAGGAAAGAGAUUUCAAAAACUCCUGAAGUAGAAUUCCACACUUGCGUGGGGGGAUUUAACUUCACGGAGCUCGGAGUUUACUUGAAACGUCAGGGCAUGAGUUUUGAAGAGCUGGACUACAGAUUGACUGGCACAGUGCCUUGGCUGGUUGAUUACUGGAUCCAUUUAAAGAAGGGGCGCCUUUCAAGCAAGUACCUGUUGGGCGAGAAUGUAAAGGGACUUGAGAAGUCGCUGCUUGAAGUCAUCCGGAGGCCGGUCAACAACAGUGAUGGACGAUGGACUCGGAACGAGCUCCUUAAGGCUAUUGCAGGGAGACGCAUCUCUGUUCUAUCCGAGGCCAUGGACUCCAGGUGUUACUAUCGCGGUGCUGAUGGCAAAGGUCACUGUCUGACGCAGCAUUUGCAGACGCUUGCUCAUGUUUGGCUAGCUCAAGAGCUAAGCAGGAAGCAGGACCGCGACAUGGAAGCAGAAGUUCGCUACUUCACGCAGGGUAUCUCAGAAAGCAGGAACAUGUGCACCAUUGGGUGGAACGCUGAGGAAGCCACAAUACUUGCCCUGAAGCUUCUCAACGUCGACAUAACAGGGGCCAAUGUGACACUGAGUCACCAUCUCCAGGUUGUGCCCGUUAACAAGAUGACGCGAUCCAUGGUCAGCUUGAAAAAGGUGAGUAGAAGUCCGACGCUCUUUGUGAACCAGAACUACAAUCACAUUGGAGCCGAUGUGUAUUAUGCCGACCAGCAGGUGCUCAUCGUCUUCCAGAUAAGCGUUGCUAAAGAUGCCGUGAAGCUUCAUCGUCACACCAAAGAAGUCGCAGAAAAGAUCUUUGAAGGGGAUUCCAGAAGAAAGGUUCUCGUCUGGGUUCUUUCCGACCUUGAAGAAUCCGCUUACGUCCCUGAGGAUAAGGAAGCAGACUACGAGGAAGUGUUCACGCUAUUCGGAGAUUUGCACUACGCGUUGAGCUCUAUUGAUGAGCGGGUCAAAGAACUGAGAGGCAAAGUGGACAUGUUUUGUCGACAAUGUGGCAAAGACAAGACUCCGGAGGAAGUGCUUUGCAGCUUCUGCAACAGUUGGUACCACGUGGGAUGUACAAGCUACAGAAACGAGGAGGUCUGGAUAUGUGAUGAUUGCAAAGUCGGCCAUGGACUGGAAGUCAAGGAAGAUGAUGAGGACGACUUUGCAUGGGGGACAAGAUGAAGACACAGAGAUGGAGGAUGACGCUUGAAUUUCUUGUGAAGUCGUUUGAUAGUUACAGUUUUUCUUUCUUGAGCUUGACAGCAUAUGCCCGAGUCUCACGCCCCAAGGAUUUGAAAGUAUAUGGACCUCCAGCUUUGAAAACUGCAAUCAGGUGAAUACAUAGAUAACAGCAUGGUAGUGGUGCCGAACUCGGUUUUGUUGUCGCUAGUUGUUGGUUGAACUACCGUACUUAUGUCGUGCAUUGACAAAGUUGUCGGGAGGCUCUCGUUGGUACAACAGCUACUGUUUUUGCCAACACUGAAUGCCCAACUAGGUUUGCAUGGGGGUGUACGUUUAUGCCCGAGGUGAAGGUUUUAGGCAUUGCUUGUUGAACCUCUGCAAUGAGUUGAGGCUUGUGGUUGGACGUAGACAAUAAAAAUAAAAAAUUAAA
Molecule: messenger RNA, 2609 nt
Organism: Selaginella moellendorffii
Lineage: Eukaryota; Viridiplantae; Streptophyta; Lycopodiopsida; Selaginellales; Selaginellaceae
Exons: 4
Coding region: 20-2179 (719 amino acids)
Source: RefSeq, a predicted model, not a curated record